Messenger RNA from Suillus subalutaceus, 1005 nucleotides. RefSeq lists its product as uncharacterized. The transcript has 6 exons. The record is from RefSeq and is a predicted model, not a curated record. The coding region runs from base 1 to 1005 and encodes 334 amino acids. NCBI's taxonomy places the organism in Eukaryota, Fungi, Basidiomycota, Agaricomycetes, Boletales, Suillaceae.
AUGAAUCUACAGGACGGGAGUUGUGAUGGUGCUCCAAUGCAUCGCCGUUUUCUGGAUGACACCGCCCUUCGUCAGCUUUCCCCUUCGCAUGGUGUGGAUUCCUGCGGCCUCGGAGCCGGCGAGCUUUGCGUAAAGGGCUUGGACCUUCAGGACGUUAUUCUGGCGCGUCACGAAUAUCCUUGGGAGGAGGGGCGUAAUCGUGAUCCAGAUGUGGAGGAACUCCUCGAGCGGCGUGCCAGCGCUGUGCCAACUGAUGCACAGCGUUCUGCCACUCCGGGCUAUACUAAGAUCCCCAUCCCGCACAAGAAGCCGAGAGUGAAUAACGUCCUCAGUCCCAGUCUGCGCAUGCUCCCCUCUGGCUCACACCUGCUACCCUCCGGCUCGCAUGCACUUCCCCCUAGGCCCCCUGCAAUGGCUCCUCGCCCCGCGGCACCCCCUCAAAGACCCAUCCCUCCCUCCAAAGCCCGUGUGCUUAAGCACACCUGCCUUGCAACGUACUUCACAGCACCGGCAAGGGUGAAGAGGGAUUUAAGACGUCGCGAAUUGCACAGGCUCGACACUGAUAGAAAGGUGGAGGAGUUCAAGUCCGAUGGAGCAGUCAAUGCACUUGCCUUUCGGGUAUCUACGACUGGCUGGCAAGGUACAAACUAUGGCUCUACUGAGUCAGGGAAAAUUCUCCGGGAGGAGUGGUAUAGCUACCAGAUAUUGUUUCGCUUGACUAAAUUUGAAAGAGUUCCAUAUCAGAACCUUAAAACUCGGAUCAGAGAUUCUCAAGGUAGGCUGUGGCUAGUGCGAACCUUUGUGGGUCCACACAUGCAUGAGCUCCUUCCACGUUUUCAAAAGGAGGCAGCUGCCUUUGUACUUGCUGUUGAAGAAAGCAAGAUGGGCUUUAAGGAGACUGAGAUGCAGGAGAACACUAGGGGACCUCAUUGGAUUUCUAUCUGUGGCCAUGACCGCAACUCUAAAUCUGUAGGAGUACCUGUCUCAAUGCCUCUCAGCUUGUAA